Molecule: messenger RNA, 1700 nt
Organism: Archocentrus centrarchus (flier cichlid)
Lineage: Eukaryota; Metazoa; Chordata; Actinopteri; Cichliformes; Cichlidae
Gene: kcnk4b
Product: potassium channel, subfamily K, member 4b
Exons: 7
Coding region: 214-1614 (466 amino acids)
Biological process (GO): stabilization of membrane potential; potassium ion transmembrane transport
Cellular component (GO): plasma membrane
Molecular function (GO): outward rectifier potassium channel activity; potassium ion leak channel activity
Source: RefSeq, a predicted model, not a curated record
CCUCCUUCAGAGUGUGAGGGGGACGGGCUCCCCAGUGGUUACGGCUCUAGGGACUCCAUCCUCAGACCCAUCGCAGAGAGGGACUGGAAAAGACGAAAACGUGGGCAACUAAGGCGGCUUGACAGCUGCAGCAGCUGGGAUCCAGGCCACUCCGGCGUUGAGGCUGGCACAGAGAAGCAGCAGCCUGCGUUUGGACUGAGUGGAGGUGCAGCCAUGCGCUGCUCCACCCUGCUCGCCAUCUUGACGGGGGUUCUUCUCUACUUGGUGCUGGGGGCCGUGGUGUUUCGUGCCCUGGAGACUCCGCAGGAGGAGGGCGUGCACAUGAAGCUGCAGGAUACACGCCGAGACUUCCUGUUGAACUUCUCCUGUGUCGACUCAGACAAGCUGCAGAUUCUUAUAGAGGAGGUGGUGGAGGCAGUUGGAGUAGGUGUGGAUCCCUCAGGCAACACCACAUUUGUCAGCAAAUGGGAUCUGGCCAGUGCCUUUUUUUUCUCAGGGACCAUCAUCACAACCAUCGGUUUUGGAAACAUUUCUCCCAAGACAGAAGGAGGGCAGCUGUUCUGCAUUUUCUAUGCCCUGGUGGGAAUCCCAAUGUUUGGUAUCCUGCUCGCUGGAGUCGGAGACCAUCUGGGUACUGGGCUGAGGAAAACUGUCGCCAAGAUAGAGACUCUUUUCCUGAAAUGGCGAGUUAGUCCCACCAUUGUGCGUGUGAUCUCAGCCGUCCUGUCCAUCCUGCUGGGCUGCGUGCUCUUUGUUGCACUGCCAAUCUUCGUUUUUCAGGAGGUGGAGGAGUGGACCCUUCUCGAAUCGGCCUACUUCGUGGUUAUCACCUUGACCACAGUGGGGUUUGGCGACUAUGUUGCAGGGGAUUCAGGAAAGGAAGGGAGCGACCACUGGUACAAGCCCUUGGUGUGGUUCUGGAUCCUGCUGGGUCUUGCAUAUUUUGCAUCUAUCCUGACAAUGAUUGGUAAUUGGCUCCGGGUUCUAUCAAAGAAGACCAGGGCUGAGAUGGAGGAACUGCGAGCCCACGCCACUGACUGGACUCAGAAUAUCCAAAAUAUGUCGGUGGACUUUCGCAUUCCAGGAAAAAUCGAUGACCCCUUCAAACGGCGCAAGCGAAAGCGUCGCCACACCUCUCGUAGCCAUGGUCACAGUGUAUCCGCUAAUGGGGUCCCUGAGGGCAAAGAAAAGCCGCAUGAGAGUCAGUCAGAGUCUGGGUCAUACUCCUCUUCGUCGUCAUCCUCCUCUAACGAAUCAGGGUCUGGAUCAGAGUCAGAUUCUCAGGCCACUCAGACGGAGCGAGUGCCUGAAGAAAAACCCGCAGAACCAAAACAGGAGGAAGCUCCUCCUGAACCCCACCUGUCCCAGCCUCUGGACUACUUUGGGGAGAACCUCGCGUUCAUUGAUGAGUCCUCAGAUGCUCAGAGCGGUAAACUACACUUGGAUCCCCUGCUAGAUCCAACAAAGCUCAACCCUCGUCAGCCAAAGAGGAGACGCCACAGAAGGCCAGUUCCUCAGAGGAACCACAAACUCAGCAACUCAAGCGCUAGCAAGAGGGAACCCAAUGGAAACCCCAGACCAGUUCUAGAUCUACCAGUAAAGCCUUAUGAAUGAAGCUGAAUCUAGAAAAUGUAUUGAAUCUUGUUGACAGAGGAGUUUUCAUUCUACUAUAUAUAUACUGCCUGCAUACAGACAUUCAA